Messenger RNA from Diachasma alloeum, 1497 nucleotides. RefSeq lists its product as uncharacterized. The transcript has 4 exons. Gene Ontology annotation, molecular function: nucleic acid binding. NCBI's taxonomy places the organism in Eukaryota, Metazoa, Arthropoda, Insecta, Hymenoptera, Braconidae. The record is from RefSeq and is a predicted model, not a curated record. Bases 1 to 1497 code for a protein of 498 amino acids.
AUGGGAACGAUUCAGGAACGAACUCACACAGUUGUCGAAGAUCACUAUGCCUCGGUGGAUUGGACUGAUCACGGACUUCGUCAUGGAAAUACACUGAUUCUGCGAGGCAUCCUAAGUGGCGAUGUCAGCCGUGGUUUAUCUCAAGGUUGCACCGCUCAAGCGGCUGACAAUCCCACGUUUCGCACUCACUACAGCGCUGCUUCUUGCCAAAUUGGUCAACUCACAUUCAUCAAGGGGGGACGAAUUCGUGAAGAAUCGGGUAUCACUCAUCCAGGAGCUCACUCAGUAUGCUCAUUGGCGAUUGGUACCAGACAAGGCGAAUCCUGCAGACUGCGCUUCUCAGGACCGUCUUGGCUCCAUCACGACAGCUUAUCAUGGCCUACUCACGUAUUAGAAAAGGACCUCAACGUAGACCUCGAGGGACAACCAGGAGAUGUACUACAUGUGCACGUGCAACCACUUGCUCUUUGGGAUCUCAUCGACAGAUAUUCAUCUCUCAACCGUCUACUCAGGGUCACCGCAAUCUGCCGAAGAUUCAUCGCUCGGCUUAGGAGAGUUCCGAACUUUUCUCUCCAUCAUCCACUCACUCUCGGUGAUCUUGAAGAGGCCCGCAUCAUCUGGAUCAAGCUCACUGAGGCCGCUCACCUCAAGGACCAACUCCGGACCAUCUCACCUGGUGAGAGAUUCACUAAAUCUCACUCUCUCAACAAGCUCACAUCCUUCAUUCAUCACCAAGGGGUCUUAAGAGUUGGAGGUCGGCUCCAGUUCGUUCAUAUCAAUCCAGAGAGCAGAAAUCUGGCAAUCCUUCCGAAGGAAUCUCAACUGGCCCAAUUACUCAUCGGACAAGCUCAUCUUCAAACGCUCCACGGGGGCACUCAACUCACACUCAGCCAGCUCAAGAGGAGCUACUGGAUACUCGGAGGCCGGGCACCAGUACGCUCCUUCAUUCUCAGGUGCAUAAAAUGCGCUCGCCAACGUAGAGCGCGCGCUCAACAGCUCAUGGGCCAGUUGCCACCAGCUAGACUCACCCCCGCUCGAGCCUUUCUCAACACUGGAGUCGACUAUGCCGGCCCAGUGUCUCUCAGGUCAUGGAAAGGGCGGGGUCACACAUCGUACAAGGGCUGGGUGGCAAUCUUCGUCUGCAUGACCACCUCAGCGGUUCAUCUCGAGGUCGUGUCAGACUACUCAGCGGAAGGAUUCAUCGCAGCCUAUGGUCGGUUCACGAGUCGUCGUGGGAUCUGUGCACCUCAUUUCGGAGGAAAAUCGGAAGUGGCGGUAAAGUCGGGGAAGUUCCAUCUCAACCGUACCAUCGGCGAGGAUCUGCUCACCUUCGAGGAACUCACCAUCUUCCUGGCCCAGAUCGAAGCUGUACUCAACUGGCGACCAUUGCAACCGCUCAUUGAUGACCCUGAAGACUGCUCAGCCUUGACACCAGGUCUUUUCCAGAUUCUGGAUGAGUCGUGGGGUCAGGCUCCCACGACUCAUCCAGAACCAUAA